Pyricularia grisea is the source of this 741-nucleotide messenger RNA. RefSeq lists its product as uncharacterized. The transcript has 2 exons. Gene Ontology annotation, molecular function: phosphopantetheine binding. Gene Ontology annotation, biological process: secondary metabolite biosynthetic process; amino acid activation for nonribosomal peptide biosynthetic process. Gene Ontology annotation, cellular component: cytoplasm. Lineage: Eukaryota; Fungi; Ascomycota; Sordariomycetes; Magnaporthales; Pyriculariaceae. Bases 1 to 741 code for a protein of 246 amino acids. The record is from RefSeq and is a predicted model, not a curated record.
AUGUGUGCCUUCCAGACCCUUCUUGUGAUACAGACAGCGGGGCCUGGUCACGACAACGCAGGAGACAAAGGCGAUGAUGACAUCUUGCAAAGCCAGCCCGACCUGUCGGCGGCAGCUGGCCACGUCUUCGAGUCCUACCCCAUCACUAUGGAGUGCAGUGUGCGUGGGGAUAACGUUGUUGUGGACUGCCACUUCGACGCUGCCAGCAUCAGCCAGCCCAUGAUGGAGACCGUCAUUGCACACUUCCGUCAAGCCCUGACUCUACUCAUCCCGAUGGGAGUGGAAAACACAAAGACCAUUGCCAGUAUGGACCUCUGCUCCGCUGAAGACAAGGAGGCGAUUCACAGCUGGAACAGCACCGACCCGGCCCCGCAGCAGGUCGACGAGUGCCUCCACGACAUGGUCAGACGUCACGUCGUGGAGCGUCCAGAAGCCGAAGCCAUCUGCGGGUGGGACCACUCGCUCACAUAUGCCCAGCUGGGCAAGGCGGUCCGCCGCCUGGCCAUUCAUCUGGGGAAUGACGCGGGCGUUCAAGUCGGUGACCUCGUUCCUAUCUGCAUGGAAAAGUCGACUUGGGCAUUGGUCGCCAUGCUGGCAGUCAUGGAGGCCGGAGCUGCCUUUGUCCCGCUGGACCCGAGCCAUCCUAUCGAUCGUCGGUGCCAGAUAAUUGACGACAUCUCAGCCAAGGUCCUCAUGGUCGAUCCCAUCACGGUAGACGCGUUUGAAGCUCGGCUGGCUUGA